CUUGCACUUCAAAAGACGAUGUGCGGUCAUGGCGGUCAUGGCGGAGACGGUUCGGAUUGACGUGCGUGCAUUGAGCGGUGAGCAGGUUGCAGAGGUGGUCCUGCCGCGCAAAUCCUCUGGGGAAGAGCUUCAUCGCUUGGUAAACUUGAAGGCUACAACACUGGCAUUUCGAUGGCAACUGGUGCGGAAUGCAGCGCCCAUCGAGGGAGCAGUGGAGCUGGUGGACGGCGAGGCACGUGCGAGCACUGUGGAAGUUGCAAGUGAGUCCCAGCGCCCGAGACGGAGACCGAGCGCCCGGAAAGCAGGUGCAUCGACUGCCAUGGGGCGAGUGCCGCCUGCCGGACUGCUACCAGCAGGUGACCAAUGUGGAGCAUCGAAAGGGCUGGGGCCGAGCGUUGGCAUCGCAGAUGAAGGAGCCAGAAAUGGUUCUAUUCCGGAAAGUCCCCUGCUGCUUCCGGACCGCGGAGAAGCUCUUCAACGAAUAUUCCUUCUUGAAGGAGGCCAAGAGUGUCCAUACCAUCAACGUCAUGGACUUGUUCGUCUCCCCAGGCGACCCUGAUGGUGCAGAUAUGCAGGGUGACAUCUAUUCCGUCUUUGAACACAUGGAUCUUUCUUUGGCAAUGAUGCUGCGGCGCUUCCACAAAUUGCCAUCUCGCUUAGAUAGUAUGUCCAGCACGGCUGAGCACAGCUUUCGCCCAGUUUGUGACUACAUUCUCUACGGUGUGGUGAGGGGUUUGCAGUACAUCCACAGUGCUCGAGUGGCGCACGGCGAUCUUUGCCCAGAGAAUGUUUGGCUGAACAACAACGAUGACGUGAAGCUGGCAGGCUUUCAACACAUGCAUCCGACUGAGCCCUCGGAAAGCUGGCAUUGGCAGCCACUGGAAUUCUUUGACUUCUCCUUAAAGUCCAUCCCUUUCACAGCACCAGAGGUGCUGCGCGGUGCGUGCUUCGGUGGCGCUGCGGCGGAUCUCUGGGGCGUGGGCGGAAUGUUGGGACACUUCUUGAUGGGACGUCCAGUGUUUCCCAAUGCUUCCUCCUGUGCAGAGCAGUUGGAGCUUCAUGAGCAGCUGGAGCUGCCAGAAGUCGAGGGACGGCCCGACGGUUGUGCAGUGCAGCAAGAGAUGCUACGAGGACUUUUGCAGGCAGAGCCGCACAGGCGUGGAAGCGCAGUCGACUUGCUCCACUCGGAAUGGUUUGCCAAGCUGGCAGAAGGCUGCAAAGACUACCGAGCAGAGGUGUACUCCAUCAGGGCCUUUGAUUCAAUAGGCUCGUUGCAAGAGGCUUUCCUCACUCUUGGCCUGGAUAGACCAGGAGCAGAGUGAAAUCCGCCUGGUUCCACUUGACGCCUGGCACAGCAUGGCGCAGCUUCACGCGCAGCUUCACGCGCAGCUUCACGCGCAGCUUCACGCGCAGCGUGGCGUGGCCACAGGUGAAUCAACUCCAGCAAACCUUUGCGAAAGCAGAGAUUCCAUAUUCAGCCAGAGACGUGGCAGCAUUUGUUCAUUGCUGUAAGUAGCACAAGCGAACCACGGCGAUGAAGGUGUGGUCUGGCUGAUUUCUUGGCGGUGAGAGACCUAUUGACCUAUCCACCGAUUCCUCUUGGCCCAGAAGCGUUGGAACCGAUUCACCGUUGGUCAAGGCCGACUGGCAAUGAAUGGCAGUCGACGAAGUGAAGAUGCCCGUUUUGGUCAGAAAAGUGCCUGAAAAGUGGGAUUCGCUGGCCCUACCUUGUGGAGAGAAAGGUAGCCUGUGCGAGAAAAAGGGCGGCUGUGGCAGACCAUCCAGUACUUGUGCGCCUGCCAGCAGACCUCGUGCAGCGCGGGCAGAUGUUUCCAAGUGCAUCGCGG
Messenger RNA from Durusdinium trenchii, 1847 nucleotides. Lineage: Eukaryota; Dinophyceae; Suessiales; Symbiodiniaceae. The record is from the annotation of a GenBank genome assembly.